Fimicolochytrium jonesii is the source of this 5202-nucleotide messenger RNA. RefSeq lists its product as uncharacterized. Lineage: Eukaryota; Fungi; Chytridiomycota; Chytridiomycetes; Spizellomycetales; Powellomycetaceae. The record is from RefSeq and is a predicted model, not a curated record. The coding region runs from base 207 to 4997 and encodes 1596 amino acids. The transcript has 8 exons.
CCGACGGUAUGGGAAGCUGAUGGAUGGUGCGAUGGGGUAGGAACAAGAACCUGUAUCUGGUGCAGGCGGAGGAUGAUAUCCGGAUGUUGGAAGUAGGUGCCUCUGUCACCUAGCCUCAGCGCUGCAGACGAAUGGGGUCAGGGAUUAAGCUUCGCGCACCUCGCAAUGAACGACUGUAGGCGAAAGUCCAGGAGAGAGACGACGAGAUGGCCGGCCUGAUCGCUGGUGGAGAUGCCCCGUACGUGACAGAACUCCGAACCCUCCGCGACGAAGUCGAAGAUCUCGAAAAGCGCAACGACACCCUGACGCGCAGUCUCGCCGAAACCGAGGAAGCGCUGGAUAAAGAGCGGAAUGCGUUGCGGGAGACUAAUGCCCAACUCACGACCGAAAAAUCGCGCGCGGCGGGGCACGACGAGGUAGUAUCGCGCAUGCGGGCCGAGAUCAAAGACUACCAGGCCCAACUGCAGAACCGCAAGGACCGGAUCCAGUUGAUGAAUGUGGACGAUGAUCAGAUUCGGAAACAGCUGAGGGAGAAGAAUGGGGAGAUUAGCAAGUACCUCACGGAGAUUGAGGAGCUCAGCCGGGAGAAUGCACAGAUGAGCAAGGAUGUGGAGAUACUGAAUAGGGAGCUGGAGGUGGCCAUCAACGAACUCGAGAAAAAAGAGCGCGAAGAACGCGAAGCCCAACACCACCUCGCCAACAACGAACUCCUCAUAGAUCAGAUGACGGCUGAAAAGCACGCCCUCCGCACAAAACUCGAAGACCUCACCACCCAACUCGAGUCCACAGGCCUGCAAGACGCCCGGUUCCUCGACGAACUCCAAUCCGAGGUCCAGAAUUACCAGCACGCCGUCCGCGAACACGAACACGUCUCCCUCGAACAGGCCACGGAGAUCGACCGCCUUCGGUCCCAAGUCGCAGGUUUGGCCGAGGAGCUAAGCUUGUACAACAUCGACUCGCUGAACAGGCAGAUGAGCGAGAAGGAUCGGGUAAUUGAGCAGUUGACCCAGCAGGUGCAGGAAGCCGCAAGGGAUUUCGAGCUGCUCAGCGUGGACUGGGACCAGGUCGACCAAGCUUUACGUAGUCGUGGGGGCGGGAAACAGUCGAAACGGGAUAUGGACGCAAUCCAGAUACAGCUGGAGACGGUAGCAAGGAUGAAGGAACGGGUGCAAGCGUACCGACAGCGGCACCGGAAACUGGCCAGCCAAGUACGGAACGCCGACACCCAGCUCGAACGCCGUGAGCGCGAGGUGGUUGAACUCCGACAACGGAUGGAGGAAUACGAAAGCGGUGUUUACGGCCUCCCUGAAGCCGUGCGCGAAAUCAACCAACUCAAACUCCACCUUCGCGUCCGCAAAAAAGAGGUGCUGAGCCGCACGAAACAAAUCAACGAGAUGGACAAACAGCUCUCCAUCCUCGCCGACGAGAACGCCGAGUAUCGCAAGAAACUCGGGCUCAAACGAUCCAGCAUAGAUCUGUCCAAAAUCCGCGGCGCGCUCUCAGUCGAACUGGAACAGAGCCGCGCGCUCAAUGCCCAACUGCAGGGUGAGAUCGACGCGUUGGAGGACGAGCGGUUGCGGUUGAAAGCUGCGAUGCGAUUACGGGCGUUAGAGCGCGGGGAGAAGGGGGCGAGAAUGGGGUUGACCGCGGAGGAGAUGGUGGAUUUGGAGGCAUAUGUUGAUAAAAUGCGGGCGAGGCACCAUUCUGAGAAGGGCGGACGAAGACGACCGUUGUCGAUGCCGGCGCAACAUCACACUCGGCAGGCGGUGGUUGGGGAUGAGUUGUUGGAGAAGUUGUCGGUGGAGUUGGAACGCGCGCAGAUCGAUGCGGGGGAGGCAAGGGAGGAAGUGAAGAGGCUCCAGGCAGAUUUCAUGCGUGUGAAAGACGACAACCGGUGCUUCGAGGCGGCGAUCAAGGAGAUGUCGCUGGCGAUGAUCAAGCUGCAAGCUGCGUCUCGCACAACUGAUGGAAAGGCGGAUGGAGCCGCGAAGAAACCGAACAUGAAUGUUGUGCAGAAGCUGUGCGAUAUACUCGAACGCAAGACGAAGUUGUCGUCGGCGCAGGCGUUUGGUGGAAGCCAGGCUGGAGAUCAUAUCCUUGAAGUUAACAAAUCCCUCUGCGAAACCCUCACCACCGAACGCGCCCACUCCGCCUCUCUCCAAUCCCAACUCACCUCGCUGCAAUCCCAGCUCUCCAGCCUCACAGAAGACCGCAACCACUGGCGGGAGGCCGCCGAGCAGCCGCUCAAGAACCUCGUCGUCGAACUGCCGCCCGAUUUGCAGAUGGGCAGCCAGGACGAUUAUGUGGCGCUGGUAGGGAAAUUGGCGGGGUGUAUGGAGGCGCUGAGGAGGAAGGAUAGGGCGUUGGAGGAGAGUGAGGCUGCUCUUGAGCGGUAUAAGAGCUCAUAUACGACGCUAGCCACCCGCCAAAGACACCUCUCCCGCGCCUUCCAGCUCUCCCGCGACGAACACGAGAAAGACCUCGCAUCCACCCAACGCCGAUUACGGGACACCGAAGCUCGUCAGCAGCGCGCGGAAGCCGCAGUCCGGGACGUCCAAGAGGCACUGACGAGGUUUGCGGCAGCAGGGGGAAGCGAGGAAGCGCUGCGGUCGGAGUUGGCUGAGACGGAGCGGAAGUACUUCCAGUUGAGGCUGGAGCACGGGGAUCUGGUGACGGAUGUUGAGCGGGUGAGGGAGAGCGAGGCGGAGGUGACGAGGCAGAAGACGAAGUUGGAGACCCAAAUACAAGACCUAAGCACCAAAGCCGGCUCCCGAAUCCUCCACCUCGAAUCCAUCACCCGCGGCCACGCAUCCCACAUCACCCGCCUACUCGAUCAGCUCACCGACUCGGUUUCCCAAAGCGAGCACACCCAGCUCACGUCACAUCUGGAAGUCCAGACAGCCCGCACGCGCGAUCUCCUCGAGCGGCAACAGGACUGGUUGACGGAGCGGGACCGGCUCAUGCAGCAGGUGCGCACGUUGCAGCUGGCGGUGGACGAUGCUGCUAGAACGCAGGUGCAGCUGGUCGCGGCGGAAGCGAAGGCUGCGGAGAUGGAAGCUGCUUUACUGAGUCUCAAGACCGACGGCGGUUCUCAGUCUCAGCUAGCCGACCUCCGCCACCAACUAGCAACCCAGGCAACACAGCUGACGGUUGCACACACCCGGAGCGAAUUGGCGGAAACGCAAGCCGGGCUCGCUCGACAGGCUGAAGCCGAAAUCUCGCGGCGGUUGGAAGAAAUGACGAGGCUGUACACGGAGGCGCGGGCAGAGACGGCACAGGUUCGGGAAGCCGAGGCGGAGUUACGUGGGGCGUAUGCUGGCGGUGCGACGAGGGAAGUGCAUGAGCUGGUCGUAGCGCGGGUGGUGGAAUUGGAGGCUACGGUGGAGACGUUGAAGCGAGAGAACGAGGAGUUAAAGAGCGGGAUGAACACUGCGGCGGGGUUGGCGGAGGAUUUGGGGCGGUUGAGGGAGAUCGAUCAGAGGGAAUUGGUGGGGUUGCGGAAGGAGGCUAGGAAGACGAUUGGGGAUCACGCGGGGAGUUCAGCUGUUGCUAUGAGUGAGACGAUUCAGAAAUUGCAGAUGGAAGUCGCGGAACUGCAACGGGGUGAGGCGGGGAGUGUUAGGGAGAUCGCGGAGCUGAAGGAACAGAAUCGGAGGGAUCAGGAGAAGAUCUUGGAGACAGAGCAAGAUCUACACCACCAAAGAACCCUCGUAUCCACACUCCGUCAAACACACAUCCACCGCAUACGGUCCCUCCAACACACCAUCAGUGACAUUCGGCUGCGUCUCGCAGGGAGUGUCGCGCUGGACCGCUUCGAGCGCACCGCCUCACGCGUAACGGAGCUCAUAUCACAGCUCGAUGAACUCCACACCCAGCUGCAAACAGCGCGCGAGGCUCAGACCGCCGCCGAAGACGCCGCGGCCGAAGCGUCGCUCCUCACCACCUCCCAACAAUCCCUCAUCGAAGCGUUGCAGGCCGAAGCCGCCGCCGCAGCUGGCAGUCCCAACUCCACGACCACCACAACCGCACGCCUCGCAUCCUGGCACGCCAAGCUCACAUCCUCCCAACUCACCACUCUCCGCCUCCAACGGCAGCUAGACGCCGCCCAAUCAACCAACUCAGCCCAAUCGCAAGACAUAUCACGCCUCAGCGCCCGAUUGCAGGGUCUGGAAACCGCGCAUGUAGCAUUGCAGGCGACGCUGGACGCGCGGCAGCUGCAGUGGGAGGCCAACGAGACGCAGCUUGAAAUGCAUGUUCGGGCGCUUGAGGAUGAGCGGGACCGGAUCAUUGCGGGGGUGGGGCAGGCUGCGAUGGAUGAGGCUGUGGCAUUGUUGGGGGCGUCGGAAUCUUCUGGUGAUGACGAGGGUAGUGGGGACCAACGUAAGCCAAUGCCGGUUGGAGAGAGACUUGAAGCGGCGUUGCGGUUGUUGGUCGACCGCGGGAGGGCAGUGACGGUACAGGAGAUCAAGAUCGCGGCGCUGCAAGGCCGGCUGGACGAUGUGCAGCGGCGGUUGGAUGACGCAAACGGUGAGCUCAGCGCUAGCCGGACCGAGGUUGCGACAUUGAAGUUGCAGCUCUCACAAGCAGAGCUGCAUCAAACCCCCGCCACCGUCCAUGCCGCACGACCUGAUCCGGAUGCAGCCGGCGCCGGCGGCGACGCCCCCACGGCCCCUGUAAGCCAUGGUUACGACUCGACAACAAUCCACAUCGCACAGGACACCAUCUCAUCGCUGCAGCGGCAAAUGGCCGCCAAAGACACAUUGAUCGAGAAGUAUCGCGCGAUGCUGCGUGACGCGCAGGUGGAGAUGGAUCGACAGAAAGAGGAGUGGAGGGUUGUCGUGCGCGAGAGGAAUGAAGUUAUUGCUAUGUUGAAGGAUAAGGAGGUUGAGCGGUUGUUGGAGAAGGAUGGGGGCGGUGUGGAAGGCGCUGCUCUGGAAGGGAGCGUCAUGGCGCCUGCAGGGGCACUUGGGGUCCAAGGGCUGCAGGAGGGCGUAUGAGGAUGAUCUGUCGUCGAAGUGGAGGGGAUUCCCAGUUUUGAUCCGGGCUAUGAGAGAUGUGCAGAACUCGGGAAACAUUAUCAGAAAAGAAAGCUCUUAGAGAUGUACAAAUGCACUCGUGGAAGGCUGUUAUACAUCAAUGUAUUCGAAAAGACUAUGUAAUCAAUUGUAUGUAACACGCAUUUCCCAACCGAGUUUACAAAUG